This is a messenger RNA of Hirsutella rhossiliensis, 891 nucleotides long. Its product is annotated as mitochondrial carrier protein. Lineage: Eukaryota; Fungi; Ascomycota; Sordariomycetes; Hypocreales; Ophiocordycipitaceae. Gene Ontology annotation, biological process: transmembrane transport. The coding region runs from base 1 to 891 and encodes 296 amino acids. The record is from RefSeq and is a predicted model, not a curated record. The transcript has a single exon. Gene Ontology annotation, molecular function: S-adenosyl-L-methionine transmembrane transporter activity. Gene Ontology annotation, cellular component: mitochondrial inner membrane.
AUGUCGUCGCAGCCGCCGCCGCCCUCGUUCCAGUCGGCCCUGCUCGCCGGGGCCCUGGCCGGCAGCACCGUCGACCUGACCCUCUUCCCGCUCGACACGCUCAAGACGCGCCUGCAGUCGUCGGCCGGCUUCUUCGCCGCCGGCGGCUUCGCCGGCAUCUACCGCGGCGUCGGCUCCGCCCUCGUCGGCUCCGCCCCGGGCGCCGCCUUCUUCUUCUGCACCUACGAGGCCGCCAAGCAGGGGCUCGCCGCCACCACCACCACCCUCGGCACGACGCGGCCGCUGCCCGACCCCCUCGUCCACAUGCUCGCCGCCAGCAUGGGCGAAGUGGCCGCCUGCGCCGUCCGCGUCCCUACAGAGGUGGUCAAGCAGCGCGCCCAGGCAGGGUUGCAUGGGGGCUCGUCGGCGGCGGCCCUGCGCGCCAUCCUCGCGCGUUACUCGGAGCCCGCGGGCCGUGGGGGUCUGCGUGCUGUCUGGCGCGAGCUCUACCGUGGCUGGGCCAUCACCGUCUUCCGCGAGCUCCCCUUCACCGCUAUCCAGUUCCCCCUGUGGGAGGCCAUGAAGGCCUGGGCCAGGAACGCUCGCCGCCGCCCGGCUUCCGCCCGCGCCGACGCAAAGUUCGACGCCGACGUCUCGGCUGUGGAGGGCGCCCUCUUUGGCAGCGUGGCCGGCGCCAUCGCUGCCGCCUCCACCACCCCGCUCGACGUGCUCAAGACGAGGGUCAUGCUCUCCAAGGAGAGAGUCUCGGUGCGCGACGUCUUCCGCCGCAUGGCUCGUGACGAGGGCGUGCGCCCCUUCUUCGCCGGCCUCGCCCCGCGCGUGACGUGGAUUUCUCUCGGCGGUGCCAUUUUCCUCGGCAGCUAUCAAUGGGCCAUCAACAUCAUGCGAUGA